AUGGAGCAACAUAAACUGCAAUAUGAAGAAUCGCUCCAGAACAAGAUUCUAAAUGGAUAUAUCCGAAUAAUCAAUAUUCCCAUUGGGGAUAGAAAAGAGUUCAAUUUAAUGAUCGAGGAUUUCUUGUCGAGGGUCGGUUAUGAUCGAGAGGUAAACCGUGACCCACAGCCAUUAGCGUGGCCAAGACCCGCAGGCAUUGGUGAGCACGAUGGCCAUACAGGUAUCAUUUAUGUACCAUCAAAUUUUUCAUAA
Cylicocyclus nassatus is the source of this 252-nucleotide messenger RNA. The record is from the annotation of a GenBank genome assembly. Lineage: Eukaryota; Metazoa; Nematoda; Chromadorea; Rhabditida; Strongylidae.